AUGGCCGCGGGUGGCGUGCUGAGCGUGGCGCGCGACUUCGCGCCGGCCUGGAGCGACUCGGCGGUCUGCGGCGACCUCGCUGCGUCGCAGCUCGCCUCGUGCACGCCCGACUCCGCGCGCUGCUUCCUGGACUUCCGCGCGCCGGACCCCGUGCGGGCGGGCUUCUACCGCCGCGAGUGCUACGACACCCGCGGGGACGUCGCGCGCGCCACCGCGCGCUCCCCGGCGGUGAUGGUGUCGGUUGCCCUGUGCGGUGUGUCGGUGGCGCUCCUGGCGCUGUGCUGCGUGCGGCGGGGCCGGGACGUCCUGGCCGCGCACCUGGGCGGCAUCGGCGCGUGCCUCGUCGCGGCGUGGUGCGUGCCGCCGCUCCUGGAGGGCGCCAGCGGGGCCUGGAUCAGCGCGCCCGUGGGCGACCCUGCCGCACGCGGCGUGCUGCUGGCGUGCGGCGCGGCGGCGCUGCUGGCGCCGUCGCGCGUGUCGUACGCGGUGCGGUGGUCGGUGGUGGUCGUCGUGGGGUGCUCGAUGGCGGCGGUGGCCUCCGUGCAGGCGUGGGAGCUGCAGGCACUGGGCGAGGCGGUGGCGGGCCCUGUGGCGGCGGCGGUGGCGGCGGCGGUGUGUCCGGCGGUGGCGUACGUGUGCGUGGGGUGGGCGCUGUUUCCCGGCGUGCCGCUGGUGCCGGCGCGGGCGGCGUCGUGGACGGGCGCGGUGGACGUGCAGGCGUGGGGCGACAAGCACCGGGGCGGGGGCUGCGCGUCGGUGAGGAGCGUGCCGCGGGCGAUCGCGGCGGCGGCGGGCUGCAUGGGGCUUCCGAUCGUCGCGGCCGUGCUCGGCAGCCUCGCGAUGUCGUACUUCCGCGUGGCCUUCGACGUUCCGCCGGCGCUGCUGUCCUGCGGGGCGCUGCUGGCGGCCGGCGGGGCCGCGCGGCUGCUGUACGUGGUGUCGCUGGUGCAGAACGGCGUGGUGGCGGACUACGUGCCGCCGCAGGCGUCGGCCGCGCUGCUGGCGUCGGCGAUCCGCCGCGGGCUGUCGUCGACGAACCCCUUUUGCGACAGACACUCCAGCGUCAGCCGGUCUGCCCACGGCCAGUCGUUCUCCCUGGCACAGGGCCUCUCGCUCACCCUCGGCAAGCCCAUGGCGAGCCGCUUCAGCAUGACGCAGGCGCGUCCGUCCCUCAAGUCGAUCAUCGAAGCCAACCGCAAGUCAGGAGUCUCCAAGCCCAGGCGGCUGUCGCACCUGGCACCCCCGGCUGCACGCACCGCGCAUGCGGACGUCCGCUCCGCGCUGUCCUUCACUGUCGCGCCGGCGACGCGCCAGGCGAGGCAACUCAAGGUCCGCAUCAGCCCCGAUCUUCCCAAGACGUCGUUGUUGCGGAAGCUGUCGCCGCCGUCGCCGCUCGGGCAGCAGGCGUCUAACAAAUCGACAGGCGUGUACGUGUCCACGUCGGGAAAUCUGCUGAGCACCGCCGGCAGCGCGCCCGUGACUGCCCCCAGGACGAUGCUGUCGACCGCAGGCUCGCGGCAGGGCCGCUCUUCUGCACUGAAGCGCGUCAGCCAGUCGGUUGACGCGUCGGGGCAGCAGACGACCCUCGGCGACGUCCUCCCUGUCCAUGCGAGUUCAGCGAUCGACAUCGACGUGCAGACUGCGACGGUGGCCGCGCCUGCCGCUGCCGCUGCUCGGCUCGCCCAGUCGAGCGUUGCAGACGGCGUGGCAGCUGUCAGCGUGCUCGAGUGCGCCCGCCUCACGGGUCCCGGGGCCUCGCGCCCUGGCUGGGCGAAGACGAUCCCUUCCUGGAACGCCCGUCGGUCUGGCGGUCCAGUCCCCGUGGUGCGGUCGACGCACCCCAGCCCGUUCCGUGCGCCCGCCAAAAGCGUGGAGUUCCUGCGCUCCGUGGCGAGCACGGUCGACGACAAGCUCCGCAGCGUCGCAACCUUCGACACCUGCGACCUCGACAGCGGCAGGAAGCGCCGGGCCCUCUGCAAGCGCACCCACCUGGCGGUCUCGGUGGUCUUCAGCGACAUCGUGGGCUACACGGCCAUGAGCAGCACGCGAGCGGGCGCGGAGGUCCUCGACAUGCUCAACGAGUACUUCUCCCGCCUCGACGCCGUGGUCGACAUGAUCGGCGUGGACAAGGUCGAGACCGUCGGCGACGCGUACAUCGUCGCGUGCAACCUCUUCGAGCCCGACGACAACCACGAGGUGUCGGCCAUGCUCAUGGCCGAGGCCAUGCUGCGCGUGGCGGCGACGGUCCCGUGCCCGUCCAACGCCAGCGGCCACCUCGAGAUCCGCGUGGGCGUGCACACGGGCCCGCUGUGCUCGGGCAUCCUCGGCACGAAGCGCAAGCUCGUCACGCUCGUGGGCGACACCAUGAACACCGCCGCCCGCAUGGAGCAGACCUCGCGCCCCGGAUGCGUGCGCGUGACGAGCGCGACGUGGAGCGGGCUGCCGGCGCCGCUGCAGAAGCUGCUCGAGCCCGAGAGCAUCGCCGUCAAGGGGAAGGGCGUGAUGGCGACGUACGUGUUUGACCCGACGCGGGACGGGACCGACGGGGCGCCGGGACCUGCGCCCGGGCCCAGCGGGUCGCUAAUGGGCAAGUCGCUGGCGCUCGUGCUCGCGCAGGAGGCGACGGACGCCUCCGAGCGUGGAGCCGGCUGGCACGCUUGA
Messenger RNA from Pedinophyceae sp. YPF-701, 2661 nucleotides. The record is from the annotation of a GenBank genome assembly. Lineage: Eukaryota; Viridiplantae; Chlorophyta; Pedinophyceae.